Magallana angulata is the source of this 4676-nucleotide messenger RNA. RefSeq names its product transmembrane protein 98-like. The transcript is spliced from 6 exons. Gene Ontology annotation, cellular component: endoplasmic reticulum. The coding region runs from base 1312 to 2037 and encodes 241 amino acids. Lineage: Eukaryota; Metazoa; Mollusca; Bivalvia; Ostreida; Ostreidae. The record is from RefSeq and is a predicted model, not a curated record.
GUUAAAUAUAUAUUGUUUUCAAUGAUUUAAAAAAAAACAUCAGAUUUAUUGAUACUUUAAUUUUUCAGUAUCCUAUCCGACUGCGUAUGGGCAUUUUACACGCCUUUAUAAUCCACCCAUCUUCUUUGUAGCUAGAUAUCUCAAAUGUUGUAGAUGGAUGUUCUAGUGUAGAAAUACCAAAUUUAUUCAAUUGGCAUAUAAAUGAAAUUUUAGUUUACUUUGAAUCUUCUUCCUUGUUUAUGUGAAUACCUAAGCGUAAAGAUAGAAAGGUAUUUUAAUGCAGCUGACAAACUGUGGAUUGAGAAAUUCACCACAACAUUAAAACCAUGAACAGUUUACAUUAAAACUGUGGACCUGUAUCAAAUUUAAAAUAUGGCAUACAAAUCUGUUGACUCAAGCAAUCAGUUUGAAGUUUUACAAAAAUUACGUAACAUACGCCAAGAUCACAAAACAUUAUUUUACAUGUCUGCAUGGACCAUUGAAAAAAAAGUCAUUUCAUUGAUAUGUCUGCAGAUGAAAUUUACCCCGAUAAAACAAAAAUUAGAAAAAUCAAUGGUCCUUCAGUUCUUGGCCAGAGUUGCCUCUAUUCAUACCAUUUGACCCCAAUCUUGGUGUCUCCGGAGCUUUUCAUCUGAAAAUCAGAUCUUGUUCUGCUAAUCAUAAUGAUGCCUGUCAAUAUGGGUGUGCGAUAUUGGCAGUGCCUUUGUUUUUUUUCGCUUGACGUAGCCCAGAUAAGCUAAUUUAAAUGCACUUUGUUGACACAUCGGCAAUGGGUAGGAGUUUUUUUCAUAUCGACUCCGACACCCUUUACUGUUCGCUCAAUUAGCUCCAUUAAAUCAUGUGUAUGGCAUUACGACUGCUGCACGAGUUUUUGUGUGAUUUGUGAACAUUCAUCAGGGUAAAUCUUUUACAAAAAAUCUUCUUAGAAGCAUUUCAAAUUUGACGGCCUAGCUUAUUCAGUAAUUCUAGUCUAAGAGGCAAACCUGUACAUCAACCUGUAUAUUCAAGUGGCAGAGGAAACGGAGUUCUCAUUUAGAAAUUAAUUUUAACGUGGUAAAAUUUGUGGAUAUGUUAAGUUCUACAAAAUUUGAUGCUACAAGUAAAAAAAAUGUGAAUUCUUGACCUUUGUGUACCAGAAAAAGGAGGAAUUCUGCAUAGUGAACAUUAAAAUUAAGUGCAGUUUAUCAUACCAAGAGAAUUCUCUCUCAUUUAACGAAACAAAGGGUCUAUUUGUGACAGAAGUGUUCCACAAUUUGGAUAACCUGUUGUCUAAAGAUGUGACGUCAUGAGUCUGUCGGAGAGCCCAUAGCCAUGGAACUUGUGGUUGCCAUAGCAAUAGGAAUACUGUCCACCAUUUUUGUAGGAUCUGUUGUCGCGCUUGUAUUUGUUUGUCGACAGAAGUGCAAGAAGGAGACGGAUUUGAUCUCACAACAACACAGCGAAACGAGCCGACCAGAUGUCCAGCUGAUUGAGGAAGACUCACAGCGACCCGGAUCUGCUGGUGUGGAGCUUGAAGAUGUCCAGAUCAGUGAUCCAAAACUGGAUCAGAUCCUGAAGGACGAGAACUGGGUGGAUGAUGUUACAGGAUUGGUGCCCCACUGUCUGUCUGUAUUAAAGACCUGCAAGUACCUAACAGAGCAGCUAGUCGGCAUGACGAUGGGGAAUUCCCAGACCAUUCAGACCCAGGAACUGUUGACAGAGGUGGUGACAGUCGCUAAGAGAAUCAGUCCCCGUGUGGAUGAGGUCGUUGUGGCCAUGUACCCUCCACUAGACCCACGUCUGCUAGAAGCCAGAUGCACUGCCCUGGUUCUGUCUGUCAACCAUCUGGUCCUGGUCACUAAGCACGCCUGUCACUUGUCUGGGGAGAUGGACUGGAUCGACCAGAAAAUGGCCGACGUAGAGGAGCAUCUACGAGUGUUGAGGGAGGCAAGUUUAAGUCUAGAAAUGUCUAAAUGGAUGGCAGAGAGCUUACCAGAGGAGAAUGAAACAUCCACAGCAACAGCUCAACAAACUCAGAGUGAAUCCUCGCAAGUCUAGCAAUUUGCCCCAACUUAAGUCAUUCAUAGCAAUAAGUUGAAAAAAACUCAGAGUGAACCUUACAUAUUAAGCAACUCGUCCAAAGCAGCAAGUCUACAAACUUAAGUCAUCCACAGCAAUAAGUCAAACAACUUGGAAAGAACUCUCACAAGUCUAGUAAGUUGUUUACACCAGCAAGUCUUACUUGUCUUAUCCACAGCAACAGGCCAAACAACUUGAAAAGAAUUCUCACAAGUCAAGUUGUAUACAGCAUUAAGUCUUACUUAUCUACAGCAACAUGCCAAACAACUCAAAAAGAAUUCUCACAACUUCAGCAACUUGAUUACAGCAGCAAGUCUAACUCAACUCAUCUACACAACAAGUCGCAGAACUCAAAAAGAAUUCUCACAACUCUUGCAAACUUAUUCACAGCAGCAAGUCUAACUAGCUUAUUGGCUGAACCAAUUGAAGUGCAAUUUGUAACAAGCAACUUUCCAGCAUCAAAUGUAGGAGAUUAGUAUUGAUUUUUUGUUGCUGUUAAAAAUGAGAUAUAUUAUUUAUUAUGUGUCAUCUGCAAAGCAUGGUGACUAUUAGGAACCCUUUGUCUUUUGUUUGUCUGUAACAACUUGUAUCUUAGAGCAAUGUUUAAUAACAUCUAAGUGACAGGUAGCAUAACUCAUGUUGAAGUUCAUACUCUUAUAAUGUCAGUAUGAAAGUCAUGUUUAGUAAAUACAUGAAUCAAGAGUUAAGGUCAAGAUCUUGUAGAUUAUUCCAGAGUGUCAUUUUGGUGCAAGAUCCAUUUUACAUCAUAAUUUAUUUGAUGUAUCUUUUCUUAUGCUGUAUGAAUUUAAGGAAUUAUAUGCUAAUACAUGUAAUGCAUUUUCUUUACAUUUUUGUUGAAAUCUUAUAAGUAGUAAUAGAGAUACCUAUACUCAAUUUGAUAUUAUUUUGAAUAAGUUUUUGCAGUUUUUAGAAAAAAUAGGCAUUUUGAAUAUUUUUCAUUUCAUAAACAUAAUAAAUGGAAUAAAAAACUAUGAUUUGUAGCUCUUUUCCUCUUCAUAUUUCACAGAAAUAUGGCAGCUUAAAACAUUAUUUUUCAUCAUGUUUCCAUCUUAAAGUUAAGCUCUGAUAAACCUUAUUAAGACAAACUAUUUUCAAAAAGCAUAUUGCAAAAAUAUAUCUCAAAUUUCAUUCAUUUACUAGAUCUUGACCUUCAACCAUAGUUUCUAGUUUAAGAUUGAACGAUGGACCAAAAGCAUCUGUUGUGUUGGGUUUUUGUUUACCUGUGUCUGUCAGUGAUUAUACUGUUACUGUAAUAUUUCACAAGUUGCAAUUAUUUUAUAUUACAUGUAUAAUAAAUACCUAUAUGUGUAUGUUAAUAAUCAGUGCUUUUAUAUAUAUUUCAAAUGCAAUAUAAUAGAGGGACAGAAAAAUAAACUGUACAAUAUUGACAGAAAGUGAAAUAUUUCAUCGCAAUUUGGGUUUUUAAUUUGCAAGUUUUAUAAAGAAAAAAUGCAAAAGUAAAUGAUCAUCUACAUAAGGAUUUUUAUGUCAAAGCUUCAUAUCAUUUCAUUGUCAUUGAACAAAUAAAUGAAGGAUUGUUUUAGAAUACAAAAAUGAUAUCAGUUGCCAGCAAUUAUGAAGAAAACAUUUAGCUAUAAAUGAGAUUAUCUUCCUUUUCUAAUUCAUGAUGAAGUGCCUUGACAUUUCAUAUUAUCAUCAUAAAAUUGCAUUCUUUUUGGUGCCCAUUGUGUGAUUAUAUUUCACCAGUUGUGUUUUCCAUAUAUUUGUGUUGUGGCUUGUUUCUUUGUACAGUUUAGACCCACACAGGAUGUGAACCCCACCCAUAAACUUACAUAUCAUUCUCUUUAACCUUAUGCCAUAGAUGCACUUGAAUUUUGCAAAAGAGAAAAAUUUACAAGAUUAGAAAGAAACUUGUGUUUGCCAUUUCAGGGAAGCAUCUUAGUUAUUUAUUUCUUUGCAUUGAAAGAUACCUAAUUAAAAUGACUGUCAGUAUUAGAAUAAAAACAUUUUUACAUAUAAGCUUUCAGAUUUUAUUUGAAUUUAAUAUUACUUUAAUGUAAUACUGUUUAAAGCUUAUCAAAAGUUGACAGUUUACUGCUAUAAGUAAUUAACAUCCUGUGUUUUUGUUUUUAAAUUGUUUAUGGUAUCAGUCAUUACUGGUUAUUGUUAUAGCUUUUUGUAAGGUUGUAAAUAGGCUUUGCAUUAGUGUUUAGUACUUUAUUAUCAAAUAUUUCUUAAAAUUUAAUUGAGGGUAAACAUUUUUUUAAAGGUUAUAGGUAUAUAUGCACUCCAGUGAUACAUAUGUAAACAGUAAAUGUCUUAGCGAUGAACCAUGUAUUACACCAUUUUCUUUACAAAACUCCAUUCAUAAUGCAUAUGAUGGUUGAAUACAACUUGUACCAGUAUUUUUCAUUUUUGUCCUCUAAUGAUUCCAUGUAAUGUAUUUGAUUUGUAUAUUGUAUAAAUAUAUAUUAUAUACAUAUAUUGUAUCUUUAUGUACAUGAACAUUGUGCGUUUGCCAGGUGUUUACUAAGAAUGCAUUAAAUAUGUACUUUUGCUUUAUAUGAGCUUAAAAAGCAAACAUUCCAUUGUGAUAGAUAGAUAUAUUUUGCAAUAAAUGUGAUGCAUUUUGGUAA